This is a messenger RNA of Salvelinus namaycush (lake trout), 1038 nucleotides long. Its product is annotated as major facilitator superfamily domain-containing protein 1-like. The transcript is spliced from 11 exons. Gene Ontology annotation, biological process: transmembrane transport. Gene Ontology annotation, molecular function: transmembrane transporter activity. NCBI's taxonomy places the organism in Eukaryota, Metazoa, Chordata, Actinopteri, Salmoniformes, Salmonidae. The record is from RefSeq and is a predicted model, not a curated record. Gene Ontology annotation, cellular component: lysosome.
AUGAAGAGAAGGAACUCUGAGAUGAAGGAGCUGAUCAGAGCCCAGGAGAAGAGUGAGGUUAUAGUUGCUGUUGGGGCACUUCUAGAUCUAUUCUGGUUAAUGGAGAUUGGACGUUUUGUGUUUGGGAUCGGCGGUGAGUCCCUGGCGGUGGCCCAGAACACCUAUGCAGUGAACUGGUUCAAAGAGAAGGAACUCAACCUGGUGUUUGGUCUUCAGCUCAGCAUGGCCAGGUAAGAACAUGCUGGAAGCUAAGGUAGCACGGUCAACAUGAACAUCAUGGGCUCGGUGUACAACCGCGUCGCUGACCUGGUAGGCUCGACAGAACACACCACUCUGGGAGUCUCACUCAUGAUCGCUGGGGCGACCUGUAUAUUCUCUCUGGUUUGUGCUCUGGUGUUGGGCUACCUGGACAAGCGCGCCAAGAGGAUCCUCAACAAGGAACAGGGAGGGACCGGGGAAGUGAUCAAGCUGACGGAUGUGAAGGUCUUCCCCUUCCAACUGUGGCUCAUCUUCAUCAUCUGUGUGGGCUACUACGUGGCCAUCUUCCCCUUCAUCGGACUGGGACAGGUUUUCUUCAUUGAAAAGUUCAACUUCUCACCACCUGAAGCAAGAGCAAUCAACAGUAUUGUGUACAUCAUCUCGGCCCCAGCCUCUCCUGUGUUGGGCUUCAUGGUGGACAGGGUAGGGAAGAACGUAAUCUGGGUGCUGUGUGCCAUCGUCACGACGCUCAUAGCCCACAUGAUGCUCGCCUUCACCUUCUGGAACCCCUGGAUCGCCAUGUCUCUGUUGGGUUUGUCCUACUCCCUGCUGGCCUGUGCCCUGUGGCCCAUGGUGGCCUUCGUGGUGCCAGAGCAUCAGCUGGGGACAGCCUAUGGCUUCAUGCAGUCCAUCCAGAACCUGGGCCUGGCUCUGAUCUCCAUGGCAGCAGGAUCUAUUCUGGACAACAAGGGAUACCUCUUCCUGGAGGUCUUCUUCAGCGCCUGUGUCUGCUGUGAGAGGUCACACAGUCCUGGGCCACAGCUGUCAAUCACCCCCUAG